AAAAUCUCAUCUCGUUGGUGUUGUUUCUUUAUCCUCUCAUCUCAUCUCUGGCCGACAAAUAAAACAAAAAAAAACACACACCCACCUAAUCAUAGGCUUAUCCAUCUAUUGUCUGCAGGAUGAUGCAAAUUUUCAGACUAUUUUCCUCCAAAUUAUUUCGUAAUUUUGUUGUUUCUUUCUUCGGUUAGACGUUUCCCCUCCUCUGAUUCUUGAUCAGGGGAUGUAGUGGAAUCUUUCGGACAAAAGCUGUUUGAAUGUCCAACUUCUUUUCUGAACAUUUCGCGUGUUCUCGUUGUAUCGGCUCUAGUCUAGAAAUGUCUCUCGGCCAGGCAAAUCUCAAUCCUGUCGAAGUUUCUUCUGGGUCGCAUGUUUGCUUAUAUGACCUCUUAUGUUCAGAGACACCAAGAGGGACUCUUCAAAAGGAUUUACAGAUAUCUUCUGCUGAUCCCCAAGACCGGUUGGAGAAGUUGCUGGAGCAACCUGGGAAUAAAUAUUGUGCUGACUGUGGAUCUCCUGAACCUAAAUGGGUAUCUUUAAGUCUUGGUGUAUUCAUCUGCAUAAAGUGUUCUGGUGUACACAGAAGUCUUGGAGUUCAUAUAUCAAAGGUUUUUUCAGUUAAGCUAGAUGAGUGGACAGAUGAGCAAGUUGAUAUGCUUGUAGGGUACGGUGGAAACACUGUAGUGAACCAGAGAUUCGAAGCUUGCAACAUGGACCAGUCAAAGAAACCUAAACCUGAUUCUAAUAAUGAGGAACGCAAUGAUUUCAUUAGAAAGAAAUAUGAGCUGCACCAGUUUAUGGAUCCAAAAGAUGGUGCUUUGUGCAUUUAUCAGGAGCCUAGCAGAAUAAAUAAUACAGCACGGUCUUUAUGUUCUGCUAGUGGUAGCCACCGUUCUGCAAAAAACCGCAUUGGUCAUGCAUUUAGGAAUAGCUGGGGAAGAAGAGAAUCUGAUCACAAAUGCCCCAAGAAGAGCAACUCUAUGGCGGGCAUGGUUGAGUUUGUCGGAUUGAUUAAGGUUAAUGUUGUUAAAGGAACAAAUCUUGCGGUUCGAGAUGUGAUGACAAGCGAUCCUUAUGUUAUCCUUUCUCUUGGACAACAAUCGGUGAAAACACGGGUAAUAAAGAACAAUUUGAAUCCCGUGUGGAAUGAGACGCUGAUGCUUUCGAUACCUGAGCAGAUGCCUCCUCUCAAAGUGCUAGUGUACGACAAGGAUACGUUCACCACAGAUGAUUUCAUGGGGGAGGCUGAGAUAGACAUACAACCGUUGGUGAGUGCAGCAAAAGCUUACGAGACAUCAAGCAUAAAAGAACCGAUGCAGCUGGGGAGUUGGGUGGCGAGCAAAGAGAACACAUUGGUGAGUGAUGGGAUAAUCUCACAGGAAGAAGGAAAAGUGAAACAAGACAUAUCGCUCAGUCUUCAAAAAGUGGAGAGAGGUGUUCUUGAGAUACAACUUGAAUGUCUUCCUCUUACUCAAUGAUGUUAUUCUCUUUUCUGCCUCCUUUUUUUGUUGUUUUUAUUAGAGAUGCUAUUUUCUUCUUGAUCCACCUCAAAACAUAUGUAAAAAGAACCCAUAACUUGAUUUAAGAUUCUUCAGAACCAAA
Molecule: messenger RNA, 1599 nt
Organism: Raphanus sativus (radish)
Lineage: Eukaryota; Viridiplantae; Streptophyta; Magnoliopsida; Brassicales; Brassicaceae
Product: probable ADP-ribosylation factor GTPase-activating protein AGD11
Exons: 10
Coding region: 255-1475 (406 amino acids)
Molecular function (GO): phospholipid binding; GTPase activator activity
Source: RefSeq, a predicted model, not a curated record